Molecule: messenger RNA, 1065 nt
Organism: Phascolarctos cinereus (koala)
Lineage: Eukaryota; Metazoa; Chordata; Mammalia; Diprotodontia; Phascolarctidae
Gene: CUNHXorf65
Product: chromosome unknown CXorf65 homolog
Source: RefSeq, a predicted model, not a curated record
GUUGUGCUCCCAGAUAGUGAAGGUUAAUGGGGGGGGGGUCCAAAGGUACACUUCUCUUGGAGCUUUCUCUGCCCACUCUGGGAGCUAGCCUGGAGUUGGACUGGUCCUCUUCAACCCCUAAUCUCUUUUGGACCCCACCCCAGUUGCCCUCCCUUCACUGAGCACACAUACAGCCUCAUCAUCUUUGCCUGACCUCAUAAUCACUCAGAACACUGGUCCCCACCCAUGAUCCUGCUGGUUAACCUUAAGGUUAAAGUUAACAUCAAGGGCCUCCACUAGGCAGCCCACCUCUGCCCCUGACCAGUCUAUGGGAUCCAUCUCCAUUCUGACAUUCCAUUCCUCAUCCCCUGCCAGUGUCCAGCAGACUUACAUUCUAUAUGACUUCUUAGCCCCUCUCGGGAGGCAGAAGAUCAGGCUGAAGACCAUGUUCAUUUGCAUCAAGCAUGGAGACAACCAACAAUUUCUGGCCAACAUCAACUGCUCAGUUUUGCUGCUGUUGCAUUAUAUUCGAAACAAAGUGGGGAUGCACAAUUCAGAACUCAUUGACCUUUGUGAUGAGGCUGGGACUCUGAAGCUACUGUUUCUGGUGAAGUUUCUUGGGGAAUCAGCCACCAAGUUCCUCCAAGCCAGAAACAUUUACUACAUUUGCAAGGUGGAACGUGGACCACCAGGGACUAGAAGUGAAAAUGCUUACAGGGCUUUUGUGCCCUUGCUGAAGGAGCCAGAGCAAGAGUUACUGGAUGCCCUUAAAUCACAGUGUGACCAUCUGGAAAAGAGUCGAAUAAAGAUGCUCCGUGGUCAGGACACUAAGAAAAUCAUUUCUAUAGACUCUUACCUGCACAAGCGCAGACGGACCAAAAAUAUAAGACGAGUACGAACACCAGAGACAGUGGAAGAAGAGACAGUCAGUCGAAGAGGGGUUUCUUCACUUUCCAAGAGUAAACCUGAAACCAUUGGCAAGAGAGAUAAACGCCGAUAAGUUAGUCAAUAAAGGGUGGAGUAGCAGCAGUGAUACCUGAGCAGGCUUUCCUGGCUGGCUCAGUACUGGCCGGGGGAGUCGAUGGU